Molecule: messenger RNA, 1413 nt
Organism: Vairimorpha ceranae
Lineage: Eukaryota; Fungi; Microsporidia; Nosematidae
Product: serine threonine protein kinase
Exons: 1
Coding region: 1-1413 (470 amino acids)
Biological process (GO): mitotic cell cycle; protein phosphorylation; regulation of cytokinesis
Cellular component (GO): centrosome; nucleus; cytoplasm
Molecular function (GO): protein binding; ATP binding; protein kinase activity
Source: RefSeq, a predicted model, not a curated record
AUGGCCUCUAAAGUUGAAUUAUAUUUUCAAUUAAAUACAAAGAUAUUAGAUCCUGAAAACCAAACUAACUACUCUCUUAAAAAAUUAUUAGGAAGAGGGGCUUAUGCUCAAUGCUAUCUUAUAGAAAAUGAUAAUGGUGAAAAUUAUGCUAUGAAAAUAAUUAAAUUAAAAGAUAUAAAAAGCAAAAAAGUACACGAAAAACUAAAAUCUGAGAUUGAAAUACACAAAGGGCUCGAUCAUCCAAAUAUUGUAAAAAUGUACAAGCAUUUUCGCAACGAAGAUUACAUUUUUAUGAUUUUGGAAUUGUGUGAGCGAGGAGGGCUUGAUGCUUUACUAAAACGUAAUGGGAAAUUAAAAGAAAAAUAUGUAAUUAAUUUUGUUAAACAAAUUAUCAAUGGAUUACUUUAUUUACACAAUGAUGUUCAUGUUGUACAUAGAGAUUUAAAACUUGGAAAUUUGUUUUUAGACUCGAAAAUGAAUGUAAAGAUUGGUGAUUUUGGAUUAUCUGCAAAAAUAAAAGAAGGUGAGCGAAAAGUUACAAUGUGUGGUACGCCGAAUUACAUUGCGCCUGAAAUUUUAUUUGGUAAAGAUGGAGGACAUUCAUACGAAGUAGAUAUCUGGUCACUUGGUGUAAUCAUUUAUACGCUUCUAGUUGGUGUUCCGCCUUUCCAAAAAAAGAAUGUAGAAGAAAUUUACAAAGAAAUUAAAAAAAAUAAUUAUAUUUUUCCUGAAGAUUGUGAUUUAUCAAGUGAAGCCAUAGACUUAAUAUCUUCCAUUCUUACACUUGAUCCAAUGGAAAGACCAGGUCUAGAAGAAAUUAAAGAGCACAAGUUUUUAAAUAAAAGAGAACAUUUUUUAUUGCGAAUUUAUAAAAAUAUUGUCACACACAAAUAUACAGAAUCUGUUGUAGAAUCAGAUUACGUUCUAUUUAGUUUACCUGUCAGUAAAUUAAAAGGAAUAGGUUAUGUAUUAAAAUCAGGAAUUCGCGGAUUUUAUUUUAAUGAUAAAAAAAAUAUAAUGUUAACAAAACAUAGUGUAAUUUUUAUACAGACAGAUGUAAUAGAUGGUAAAAAAACUUUUUUGAAAGAGGAACAUUUUAAAGAAAAUAUUCCUGAAGAUUUAAUGCCAUCUUACAGGGUACUUAAUUAUUUUAUAGAUACAUUUUUACACGAUUUUGAAUAUUCAGAUUGUAAACCGUCUUUUAUAAUGAAAAUUAGAAAAAUUAAAGGAGGCCUGCUUUUUGUGAUGGCAGACAGUACACUAAUUUUUGAUUUUACUAAUAAAAUUAGGAUAAUUAUUACAUGUAACGGAGAAACAGUUGAAUGUUUAAGAAAUUAUCAAACAAUAAAAUUUGAUAAUGAGCUUAGAGAAGAGUGUAUUGAAAUUAUCAAAAGUUGUUUGGGAGGAAAAUAG